GUGUAGACUGUAUCUCAAGAGAAGCAGAAAAAGUCUUGCAAUGGCUGGAACCAGCUCUUUUGUAAUAUCAUGGCCCAAGAAUAUCAAGUUAUCUUUUGUUAAGCCACUGCCUGAGGAUUUAGAUAUUUAUUGUAGCAAAUGUCGACUUUUUAUGCAAAAUCCUCACCAAACCUCCUGUUGUGGCAUACACUUAUGUGAAGAUUGUCAUAAAAUGGCAAAUGCUAAAUUGUACAGGCAUACAUCUAAAUGUCCUUCUUGUUCCUCAUCUCAAUAUAAUGCUUUCCCUGAUCGGGCUCAUCGAAGAAGAAUAAAGGCAUUAGAAGUUCACUGCAUACACUGUGUGAAACAGUGCAGUUGGUCUGGCAAGCUGGAAGAGUUAUCUGCUCAUCUUAAUUACCGUGAGAAGAAAGACCUGUAUAGACGAUAUGAAGGAUGUAGCUACACUGAAAUUAGAUGCAAGCAUGAUUCUUGUUUCUCAUUUUUUUAUCAUGAACGUAGACUGUUAAAAGCUCAUGAAGAUAACUGCAAACAUCGACCAGCUACAUGCGCUUAUUGUUAUAUUUUUAAAGGCACUUUUGAGAAAGUAGAAGAUCAUCAUAAAACUUGUGGUAUGUUUCCUGUCCCUUGUACAAAUAAAGAUCACCAAGAUUUCACCAUUCGGCGAAAGAAUCUUCAGCAUCAUCUUGACACUGAUUGCCCAUUCCAACCGAUAGAUUGCCAGUUUAAGUGGGCUGGGUGCAAUGAUAGGCCAAAGCGUAAAGAUGAACGCCAGCACAAUGCUGCCAGCCUACAGGACCACUUACUACUGCUAGCUGGGGCUUGCUCACAAUUGAAAAAAGAUAAUGAAGACUUAAGGGAACAAUUGAAUCAACUUACUAAAGCUAGAGUGGAGAAGCUUGAUCAUACUGUACAUGGUGACCUUCCAGUUACUGGUGAUGAAAACAAUCCUGUUCAUGUGAAAGCAGAUGGUCAGCCAGUUCCUUUUUUCUCUGAUAAUUAUAAGUACAAAAUGUCAGUGAAGUUUGGCAAAGUCAGAAGUGCUACACAUUUUUUUACAUCUUAUAAUAUUGAGUUUAAAGUGUAUAGAGGCAAUCAUAAAGUGAUACCUGACGUUAAGAGAAUUGUGAUUAAGAGUGACAGAGGUAAACAAGUUGUACUUAGGGAAGGUGAUCUAGUGAAGGAUCCCAGUAAAGAUAAUGAAAAGCAAAGGAUACAUGCUACUAUUCCCGACAUAUAUAGAGAAGUUAUAUACAUCAUCAAAGUUUCUUGAUUUAAAAAAAAAAUUUUGCUUCAUUUAGUGAAGUCAUUAGCUAACAUUUAGUUUUGUAUUAUGUUUUGUUUUGUAAUGCAUCAUGACUUUGAAGCUAUUUUAUGGCUUGGUUUGGUAAAGCUUUUUAGCAUUAGUUUUGUUAUAUCUUUCAUUUACUAGCUGUUUAAAUUAAUAUUGAGCACACUGCAUAUGUAAAUGCCUGUUGCAUGUAGGCUAUAAGCAUAUGUUGCUUUGAUAUUUUGUGUGUUUUAUAGGAAAUACACAAUAUAUUGGAAGUUAUUGUGAGAAGGAAUAAUAUUAAUGAGAUAUCUCAUUCACGUCAGCUCUACAUUGAGUCAUGGCAGCAGGUGGUGGAGGUAUUGAUGAGUGUUGUCAAUGAGGAGGGAGAGAAAGAAUCACUGAGGAUUGAUGUGCUUUUUGAAUUAAUUCAAGAUUUACUGUUAAAGGUUGAAGGGACUGAACCCAAUUCCCUAACUGCCAUUAUAUUUUCAGUGAUAUUCACACUAAUGGCUUAUCUCCGUCACACUCUAUCAGUAUCAUCAGAGAGAGAACAAGAGCAAGGUAAUGCUGUUCAUCUAGCCAAUGCUGGUCCAUUGCAGUCUAUACUGAGGAGACUGUUGAACAACCUCUUGGUCUGCCCUUCAGGAAUGCAACGACUUCGUUCCUACCUUUACGCUACUCUUCUCUGCUACCUCAACAUGACUAAAGAGAGGGAGACAGAACUGGGAAGCUACCGUGGUAAUAAUGAUAAACCAACAUUUGUAAUACAUAUAGACUUAUUUAGUACCGUAUAGCCGGAAAAUUUGGCGGUCUGAAACUUUGGCAGUUUUGCAUCAAAACUGUCUAAAUAUAAUAUUGGCGGUCAUUUAAUU
This is a messenger RNA of Amphimedon queenslandica, 2142 nucleotides long. RefSeq names its product TNF receptor-associated factor 5-like. The record is from RefSeq and is a predicted model, not a curated record. Gene Ontology annotation, cellular component: plasma membrane signaling receptor complex. Bases 41 to 1270 code for a protein of 409 amino acids. The transcript has 2 exons. Gene Ontology annotation, biological process: regulation of canonical NF-kappaB signal transduction. Gene Ontology annotation, molecular function: zinc ion binding. NCBI's taxonomy places the organism in Eukaryota, Metazoa, Porifera, Demospongiae, Haplosclerida, Niphatidae.